This is a messenger RNA of Loa loa (African eye worm), 2559 nucleotides long. RefSeq lists its product as hypothetical. The coding region runs from base 1 to 2559 and encodes 852 amino acids. The transcript has 15 exons. NCBI's taxonomy places the organism in Eukaryota, Metazoa, Nematoda, Chromadorea, Rhabditida, Onchocercidae. Gene Ontology annotation, cellular component: cytoplasmic vesicle membrane; plasma membrane. Gene Ontology annotation, biological process: molting cycle, collagen and cuticulin-based cuticle; endocytosis. The record is from RefSeq and is a predicted model, not a curated record.
AUGCGUUUGGCUUUUUUGCAAAGAUAUAUCUCUCAAUUCUUCGAAUAUUAUAUUGUAUUGAUUAUUCGUUAUCCAUGGCUAUUUAUUUCAAUACCGAUACUAUUGACAAUUGCGCUUAGCACUGGACUAAAAUAUCAACAGGAUGCUUUCUUGAAAGAUGAACUUAGCCAAUAUGUUCCAAUUAAUGCACAAGCUCGAAGAGAAUUACAACAACUAGAUGAAUUAUUUCAUAUCGAUGAUUUAGAUCCAUUAUAUGCUACCAGAAGAUAUGAUACCAAACGAACCGGAUACAUUAUCGUAAGAAGCAUUGCCAAUAAUGAUGAUGAUGAUGAUAAUGUGCUGAAGCCAAUUGUUCUGGAUACGGUAUUAAAAUUAUGGAAUGUAAUACAAGAGAUUAGAAUUGAAGGACCAAAUAAUACCACUUUCAAUUAUCCAUCCAUUUGUGUCAAAUUUCCAAUUUCACCUGAAUUUGAUGAAAUUAUUGCAAAUAUUUUAAUGCGUAAAUCAUCCAGACUACAAGAAGAAUGUGUAUCAAAUCCACUGAUAACUGCAUUUAAGAUGUUUCUAAAUGGUGAUUUUAAUCCAAAAAAUGACACUAUUGAUCAAGUUAUUUUACAAUUAGUUGCAAAUUCAUUUUCAUCAAAUCUAUUAAAUAGUAUUUGCAAUUUUUUGGGUGGUAUUACUUUUGACGAGAAAAAUCAAAUUUCCGGGGCAAAAGCGAUAAUGCUACCAUAUGCAUUACGACAUUCAACAGUUUUCCAGGAUAAUUUAGCUGAAAAAUGGGAAUUAAAAUUAGCCAAUUUUCUAUCACAAUAUGCUUCAAAUACUAUUAAACCUUCUUUAUGGACUUAUGAAAUUUUAGCUAUAGAAAGCGCUAAUGGUCGUGAUCAAUUGAUUAAAAUGCUAUUCCCAAGUUUCCUAACAUUAUUACUGUAUACAAUUUUAUGUUGUUGUAUACCAUCUUGGAUUUAUUCUCGACCAUGGUUAGCAAUUGGUGGAGUUAUCAGUGCAGCAGCUGCUGUUAUCAGUGGUAUUGGUUUAUUGCUAUUAUUGGGUUAUCAAAUUAUCAGCGUUGCAUAUUUGAUGCCAUUUAUUGUCUUCUCAGUUGGAGUGGACAAUGUAUUUAUCACUUUAUCCGCUUGGCGAUCAACUUCUCUUGCUAAUUCAUUUGUGACACGUAUGAAGAAAGCAUUCACUGAUGCAUCUCUCUCAAUUACCGUAACCACUCUUACCGAUCUUAUUUCAUUUACUGUUGGUUGUUUUGCACCUUUUCAGUCCGUACGGUCAUUUUGUAUGUAUGCUGUAUCAGCUAUUUCUUUCGCAUAUAUUUAUCAAUUAACUUUCUUUUCCGCUGUAUUAGUUUUGACAAGUAAACGUGAAGCUGCCAAGCGGCAUUGCUUAACAUUCCGGAAAACUGUAUCGGCCAGGAAAAAAAGAUCUUCCGGAUUGCAUCUUUUUUCUGAAGUUAUGCCACAUAAAGGUCAUACGCUUUAUUGGUCAACGAUUCGAGAAGAACGGAAAAUGAUGCCAUACCGUAAUCACUUGCUUGCUAACUUUUUCCGUACAACUUACUCUGAUUGGUUAUUCAAACCGUCGAUUCGAUUAAUUAUACUCAUACUUUUCGUUAUUUAUCUCAUGGCAUCAAUUUGGGGUUGUAUGCAUAUGAAAUUAGGCCUCGAACCGAAUGAAUUACUUUCAAUCGAUUCAAAUAGUCAUGAGGCUUUAGCAGUUAUGGAAAAAUACUUCUCUGAUUAUGGAUCAUAUCUACAUGUAUGGAUGUAUAAUUUAUCAGAGAUUAAUUUUUCAAAUCGCCAAAUUUGGGCAAUUCUGGAAGAUGAAAUAGCUCUAUACGAAUAUACCGAAUAUACCGGACCUAGUGAUUCAUGCGAUAUUUUAUUUGACACGACGGGUAAUAUGCUUGAAGUUUCACGUGUCCUCAUUCAGCUACGUCAUAUUGGAGCAAGUAAUCAAUCUCGAGCUAUGCAAAUUUUACGAAAUAUUGCAAAAUCACGUAUCAUUAAAACUGGAUUAUAUGCUGAUUUCUUCCAGUUUGCGGAACAAUACAAUGCAGUACUUCCGGGUACGCUAUCAACGAUAGCAAUUGCUAGUUUUGCUGUUAUUAUUGUUUCUUUAUUGUUAAUACCAAAAAGAAUUACAACAUUUUUGGUUACAUUAAACAUCAUUACGGUAAAUAUGGGUGUCCUGGGUUUCAUGACCUUUUGGAAUGUUCGUCUCGAUUUUAUCUCAAUGAUAACAAUUAUCAUGAGCGUUGGCUUUUGCAUUGAUUUUGCUUCACAUUUAGCAUUUAAUUUUGCAAAGGAUGAAGGGAUAGGCUCUUUUGAGCGAAUGCGUAAUGCUUUAUAUAAUGUUGGUGUUCCAAUAAUACAAUCUGCUAGCAGUACAAUUAUUGGUGUUUCAUUCUUGGCAUUCAUUGAUAGCUGUGUAUUUCGUUCAUUUUUAAAAAUGAUUAUCUUAGUGAUAAUAAUUGGUGCAUUACAUGGUUUAUUAAUACUUCCUAUCUUACUUACGCUAUUCAAUUGUCAUAAUGAAAUCACGUAA